AUGGCAUCUGCAAGUAGUACUAGUGCCAGAUCAUUAUUUGCUGAUUCUAAAAUGCGCUUAGCUGAUCGCGUACAAGUGAACGUCAAUAAUGUUUCAUCUCUUGCAAGACAAAUUACAAGAGGAUCUAAAAGCACAGAGAUAUUAAUGCAUUCAGCUCGAAAUUUUGCUGUUCAAGAACAAGCAAUGGAAAAUAGUGAAAAUAACCUAAAAAAAUUACAGAUGAUUUGCAGCCACUUGGGAUAUCAACACGAUUCUUUAUUAAAAUCUGCUCAACAACUUGAAGAGGUUAAAGAACAAGUGUGUGCUAUGCAGCGAUAA
This is a messenger RNA of Psylliodes chrysocephalus, 318 nucleotides long. Lineage: Eukaryota; Metazoa; Arthropoda; Insecta; Coleoptera; Chrysomelidae. The record is from the annotation of a GenBank genome assembly.